AUGCGAAUUCCGGACGGGUGGGCUUUCUCGCCGGUCGAGCGGGCGCUGGUCAUCGCCGUGCCGGUGAAGCACGGGUUCCAGCAGUUCAUGCAGGUGUACAACGACACAACGAGCGGCAGGACGAUAGUCUCCGGCUACAGCAUCGACGUGUUCGAAGCGGCCAUCAAGGCACUGCCCUACCCGGUGUACUACCAGUACGUGCCCUACUACGGCAUCGGCAAUGCGAGUUCAUCCUCUUACGACCAGAUGAUAGACUUGAUUCCCGAGGAGAAAGCCCAUGCGGUCGUCGGCGAUGUGUCCAUCACCGUGGGCAGGAUGGCGGAGGCGGACUUCACCAUGCCGUUCACCGAAUCGGGGUGGUCCAUGGUCGUGGCGGUGCAGGCGCAGGAGGCCACGUGCAUGUUCUUCUUCCUCAAGCCGCUCACGCCUGGGCUCUGGCUCGCCAGCCUCGCCGCCUUCAUCUUCACCGGCUUUGUCAACUGGGUGAUCGAGCACCGGAUCAACCCCGAGUUCCGAGGCACGCCGCUGCAGCAGUUCGGCAUCAUCUUCCACUACGCCUUCUCUACCCUCAUCUUCGCGCACAUCUCGUUGGUGUGGGUGGUCUUAUCCUUACCACGGAUGAUGCCUGCGGCGGCAGCAGAUGGGCAAGGAGGAGAGCACUGCCCGCCCAAGCUAUGCGGCAACGUGACCAUCUCCUUCCCGUUUGGGCUCAUCCCGCAGGGCGCCAAGCAGACCAACUGCGGCGGCGGGAUUGGGUUCCAGGUUCGUUGCCGUAACAACCACCCACCACGCCUCGGAUACUAUCAGAGCGAGGUCAUCUUGCAGAUCCUCAGAAUCUUUUACCACAACCGCUCCUUGCUCAUCGCCGAUAGACCACUCGUGCAGCCAUAUUUUGAUUUGUCUAGCCACGACGGCUGCCGAAUCCCGGCGGCUAACACCUCCUCCGUACUGGUUCCUCCGCUCUCGGUUAGUCCCGUCAAUCAGAACCUCAUCUUCUACAAUUGCACCAAGCCGCCGUCGCCAGGUGGUGUGGACCUCGUGGAGACGGUGUGCCACACCAACACGUUUGUUCGUGCCGCCGAUGGGCGUUCCGACGAGUCAGCCGGCAGCUACUUUUUGGAAGGCUGCACCGUUGCCAUGGUGCCAGUGCUUGGAGUAUCUGGCAAGGUGAACGCUAGCAACUACCAGCAACUCGUCUGGGACGGCUUCCUCGCGACAUGGCAGUGGAUGCCGCCGCCGUCAGUUUCAAUUUCAGUAGCUGCAAGCUUGCUCCUACCAUGUAUAUAUGUGUUGGUAUGGCAUAGGCAAAAACUAAGGUUUUUCCUAUGCAAGAAGACUAGCAACACCAUAGAAGAGAACAUUGAGGCCCUAAUAUUAGCACAUGGAUCACUUGCUCCAAAAAGAUACAAGUACUCAGAAGUAACAAAGAUAACAUCCUCCCUUAAUAAUAAGCUUGGGGAAGGUGGUUAUGGCAUGGUUUUCAAAGGAAGGUUAGAUGACGGUCGUCUAGUUGCGGUGAAAUUGCUGCAUGACUCCAAAGGUGAUGGCGAGGAGUUUGUUAACGAGGUUAUGAGUAUUGGCAGGACAUCACACAUUAAUAUUGUUAGCUUAUUUGGGUUUUGUUUGGAAGGCUCAAAGCGGGCCCUAAUAUAUGAGUAUAUGCCAAAUGGUUCUUUGGAUAAGUACAUAUACUCAGAGAAUCCCAAGGCAGUUUUAGGAUGUGACAAGCUCUAUACCAUAGCAAUUGGGAUUGCUCGAGGGUUGGAAUACUUGCACCAUAGUUGUAAUACACGCAUAGUCCAUUUCGAUAUCAAGCCUCAAAAUAUCCUUCUGGAUCAGAACUUGCACCCAAAGAUUGCUGAUUUUGGUUUGGCCAAGUUAUGUCGUACCAAGGAGAGCAUGCUUUCUAUGACUGGUGCUAGAGGUACACCUGGGUUUAUAGCUCCUGAAGUGCACUCUCGAACCUUCGGAGUUGUUUCAACAAAAUCAGAUGUUUAUAGUUAUGGAAUGAUGUUGCUAGAGAUGGUUGGAGGCCGAAAAAAUGUUAAAUCAGUGGCUCAAGAGUCAAGUGAAAAGUAUUUUCCACAUUGGAUUUAUGACCACUUUGGUCAAGAGGAUGGAUUAAAGACAUGUGAAAUAACACGUGAAAACGAAGAAAUCGCCAGAAAAAUGAGUGUGAUUGGCCUAUGGUGCAUUCAAAUAUUACCAAUGCAUCGUCCUACCAUAGGAAAGGUCUUGGAAAUGUUCGAGAGAGGUUUAGAUGAACUGGACAUGCCACCAAGGCAAAACUUCAGUCAAAUAUUCAACGAUCCAGCUUGCAGUUUGAAUGCAGAAAGUUCGAGCAUGAUUAUUAGUGGUACGAAAACACAAGUUUCUAGUGAACUGCUAAAGAUGAAGGAGAUAAGCGUUGUGCAUUCAAAAAUCUUACAACGGUUACCAACUCUAUGA
Miscanthus lutarioriparius is the source of this 2448-nucleotide messenger RNA. The record is from the annotation of a GenBank genome assembly. NCBI's taxonomy places the organism in Eukaryota, Viridiplantae, Streptophyta, Magnoliopsida, Poales, Poaceae.